GAGGUGGCCAUCAUCAAGCAGGCGCUGGGCAAGGUGGUGCGGUCGGUCGCGGAAGACUUCCGCCAGGUGCAGGCGCAGCUGCUCCAGGAGCUUGGCGGCAUGCUCAAGGGCGUCGAGGCUAGCGGAGGGCCUGCCGCCGCUGCUGCUGCUGGCGCUGCGGGUGCCGCCAGCUUCGACAUGGUGAAGAUGGGCGUCGGCGGACCUCACCCCCGUCCUCGACGCCAUCCGGGAGACGAGGACCCGUGUGAUCGAGGUGGACCUGUCGUCCGUCAUCGAUGAGGUGCGCAAGAGCAGAAACUCGAUAGACUUCUCGCCAGUUCUCGCGGAGAUUCGUCGCCAUGACGACGGCGCAGGCUUGUCUGGAGUGAGCGAGCUUCUCCAGCAGGUAGUCGUCGAUUUGUCUCAUAUGCGGGAAGACGUGAGCAAGCUGCAGCAGAGGGCUCCCCGGGAUGUACAGCUUCCGCGCCCGGAUGGCGGAGACAUCGGCCGCGGCGUCGACCUGGCUCCCCUGCUGGCAGAGCUCGAGCAGCUGAGGUGUGAGCAGGCCAGGAUCGGGGUGGACUUGCCGAGAGCCCUCCAGGAUCUGAGGGAGAGCCAGGGCGCCAUUGACUUCUCCCCGGUCCUAGCAGAGAUUGCCAAAGUGGGGGCCAGAGCCAGCGCCAUUGACCUGUCUCCGGUGCUGGCAGAGCUCAACCAACUCAAGGCUAGUAUCGGAGAGGACUUGCCGAGAGCCCUCCAGGAUCUGAGGGAAAGCCAAGGCAACAUAGACUUCUCACCAGUCCUGGCAGAGAUUGCCAAAGUGGGGGACGGCGCCAUUGACUUGUCUCCUGUGUUAGCAGGGAUCGACCAACUCAAGGCUAGUAUUGGAGAGGACUUGCCGCGAGCCCUUCAGGAGCUGAGGGAAAGCCAAGGCAACAUAGACUUCUCCCCAGUCUUGGACGAGACCGCCAAACUGACUCAGGAUCUGAGGGAAAGCCACGGCAGCAUCGACUUUUCCCCAGUCUUGGACGAGAUCGCCAAACUGACUCAGGAUCUGAGGGAACGCCACGGCAGCAUAGACUUCUCCCCAGUCUUGGACGAGCUCGCCAAGCUGACUCAGGAUCGGAGCGAAGGCCACGGCAACACAGAUGUCCGCGCGGUCUUGAGCGAGGCUGCCAAACUGACUGCCGGAAGCACAGUGGAUUCCAAUGGCGUCCAGGCUGGCGAGCACGCCACGGGCCGUGCGAGUCUUCAGCAAGCCAUGCUCGAGAUAUCUCGCAUGCGUGAUGAGAUGGGCAGCCAGCAGGCGGGGCUCCGUGAUGAUGCCUCCAGUGUGGCCGAUGAGAGCAAGGACGGCAGGAGGCCUGGCGAUCUUUCCCAUCUUCAGGCAGAGAUCGCUCAGUUGAGAGCCGACGUCAUUGAUGAGAUCGAGAAGCUCAAGGACAGAAGUGGCGCCGACUUCAGAGGCGAGGCGACCCUUGCAGAACUCACGACCCAGAUGUCUGGCAUUCGCGAGGACGUGGCCAGUCUACUCGAGGAGGCGAGGAGCGAGAUGCCCAGCGCGGACGGCAACCUUUCCGCCGUCCUCGAAGACUUGAGGCGCAUCAGGGAGGCAGUAGAGACGGACCUGCCCAGGUUCGUCACGGAGCUGGUAGAGAACAACCAGCCGUCCGUGGAGAUCAAGGUUGACGACUCCUCGCUGCUCGAGCGGGUCUGGGUCGACGUGCAGUAGCCAACGUGCUGAGAUCAGGAAUCGAGCUCCCUCGAGGCGCUCCCUGACGCGCGCGGUCUGCGGAGGCUGGCGCGGCGGCCGUUUGCUCGGCCAAGCCCGCGCAGACCGCGGCCAGAAAGAGCGCCGCGGGGCCCCCGCCGCGCAGCCGUCGGAGCGCAGCAGGCCUUCUCGGCGUGUCUCCCCCCCUCUCGGGGCCUCCAGCGGGGCCCCACGGCCACACUGGGGCCCGCAGUGUGCCAUCGGCUGCGCGCGUGGCGAGCCCGCA
Molecule: messenger RNA, 1976 nt
Organism: Prorocentrum cordatum
Lineage: Eukaryota; Dinophyceae; Prorocentrales; Prorocentraceae
Source: the annotation of a GenBank genome assembly